AUGUAUCUACCUUCGACGCUGCCGCUGGUGGACAAGCUACAACAGUGCCUAGAAGCCUACAACAGUACUCCACAUAGCGCUACGGGAGAAGCCCCCACGGAGAGGUUCCUAGGGCGACAACUACGUACCGGAGCCGAACAACCCGUGGCCGUUCCUCCGCCAGAAGGGGAAGUUCCCUUCAACGUCGGUCAGCAAGUAUGGGUAUUGAAACCUCCACAUGAACGACGUGCCGGUGAGCGCUUUAAGCCUUCCAAGUACCGCGUUGUCACUUCGUCUACUCAUGCUUCUACUUUGGAAAGAGUUGCCGACCCAUCGGUCCAACUCUUGAAUGUUGCCAAUGAUCGGAUCAUCUCCGCCCACACCGAGGAAUGUCCUGAGAUCAUUGAUGAAGACAAUGGUUCUGACCAUUCUGGUGACCUUACUAUAUCGUCUCACUCUGUCAGCUCCGCGUCGGUGCGCAACGACCCGGUAUCUGACGGAGUCCAACCAGAUCCGAAUCGGCAGGCGGAGCUCCGACCAGAAGGUGCACCAGAAGUACAUGGUUCGACGAGAACGUUACGUCAUCGCCAUGUUCCCGUACGGUUUAUUCCGGGUGGUAACCCGCGAGAGACUAGUUUCGACAGUGAUGGAUAUCCUAAAGAGUAA
Perkinsus marinus ATCC 50983 is the source of this 645-nucleotide messenger RNA. RefSeq lists its product as hypothetical. The transcript has a single exon. The record is from RefSeq and is a predicted model, not a curated record. Lineage: Eukaryota; Perkinsozoa; Perkinsida; Perkinsidae. The coding region runs from base 1 to 645 and encodes 214 amino acids.